Messenger RNA from Diatraea saccharalis (sugarcane borer), 2426 nucleotides. The record is from the annotation of a GenBank genome assembly. NCBI's taxonomy places the organism in Eukaryota, Metazoa, Arthropoda, Insecta, Lepidoptera, Crambidae.
ACUGAUCCAAGCGGCCCACCAGACGGGCUCCGAUUCGCAUUUUUUUCAAAAUUUCAGUCCAGUCAAAAUUUUUGUAGGAAAAUCUUUUGAUUUUACAGUUUAUUUAUAUUUAUUUUGCACCAGGAUUAAUCAAAAUUACUAGUGAUCAUCAUGAGGGAGUGCAUCUCGGUGCACGUGGGCCAGGCGGGGGUGCAGAUGGGCGUGGCCUGCUGGCAGCUGUACUGCCUCGAGCAUGGCAUCCGACCGGACGGCACGUUGCCCGCCUGCGAGACAGACCCAAACGCAUCAGACUCCUGCUUCAACACCUUCUUCUCUGAAGCAGAUAGAGGAAAAAUGGUCCCCAGGGUGGUGAUGGUCGAUCUGGAGGCAACUGUAAUAGACGAAGUCCGUUCCGGUGAAUACCGCCAACUAUAUCAUCCUGAGCAGCUAAUAACUGGCAAAGAGGACGCGGCGAACAAUUAUGCACGAGGUCAUUACUCCACCGGACGAGAAGUAUUGGGUCCAGUCAUGGAGCGAGUGAGGAAGCUGGCCGACCAAUGCACAGGACUACAGGGUUUCUUCGUAUUCCACUCUUUUGGCGGCGGUACUGGCUCUGGGUUUACGUCACUUCUUAUGGAGAAGCUUUCUGAUGAAUUCGGCAAAAAGAGUAAACUGGAAUUCGCCAUUUAUCCAGCACCACAGGUGUCAACGGCGGUCGUGGAGCCUUACAAUGCAGUAUUGACGACACAUGCCACCAUCGGCCACUCGGAUUGUGCAUUCAUGGUAGACAAUGAGGCCAUCUAUGACAUCUGCCGUCGGCGAUUGUCAAUCGAGAGACCAUCAUACGCCAACCUCAAUAGACUAAUAUCACAGGUGGUGUCGUCAAUAACAGCGUCGCUUCGGUUUGACGGUGCACUAAACGUUGACCUGACCGAGUUCCAGACGAACCUAGUACCAUAUCCACGCAUCCACUUCCCGCUCGCUGCAUACGCACCAGUUGUUUCUGCUGAUAAAGCGUACCACGAAGGCAUGUCAGUAUCGGAGAUCACCGCGGAGCUGUUCGAGCCGCAGAAUCAAAUGGUGAAGUGCGAUCCUCGAGACGGCAAAUAUAUGGCGUGCUGUCUGUUGUACCGCGGUGAUGUGGUGCCUAAAGACGUUAACGCUGCCAUCGCAGCCAUGAAGGGCAGAGCGGGCAUACGAUUCGUCGACUGGUGUCCCACUGGAUUCAAGGUUGGCAUCAACUAUCAACCUCCUUCGGUGGUGGCGGGCGGGGACCUGGCGCAAGUGAAGCGCGCCGCGUCGAUGCUCAGCAACACCACCGCCAUCGCCGAGGCGUGGGGCAAGCUCGACCACAAGUUCGACCUCAUGUACUCCAAGCGAGCGUUUGUACACUGGUACGUCGGCGAAGGUAUGGAAGAAGGCGAGUUUUCAGAAGCACGCGAAGACCUAGCGGCCCUUGAACGUGACUAUGAUGAAGUGGGGAUCGAGACGUCUGACAUGCAACCUGGUUGUGACGAUGAACUAUAACGUUACCACGCAUUCGCACAAGGCGCCUUCGCUACCGCGACAUUGCAACAAGUUUUACCCGGUUAUUAUCCACUGUCUGAAUGCUUAGGAUAUUUGCACUUAAUAUUUCUGCUGCAAAUCUGAUUUGAAUGAUCACAGAUUUUUCCACACAUCUGUAUGAAUAUUACUGAUCUCAAAUGACAAGACAGUUGGAAGAUAGCUUUGUCGGUUUUGGAUAUAAGGUCAAGAUUGCAAUCCUAACGACAGAAAUAAGAUUGCACUAAACAAAGAAUGACCUGUCCCAUUUUUAUACUCUGUAAUAAGGUACUGUUUUAACAUGGGAAUGAACUAUAUUCGCCACCUCGAGCUAGCUUGUUGGCUGCACGUAGAGACCAAUAUGGAGGCUGUAUCGUCGUCACCGAAGCGGACGCCACAAAACCGCGGCCGCAUUGAUAAUGUUGAUUAUGGCAGUUCAGUGGAAAAUUUUUAAAGGUUCGAAAAUGUCCGCCAAGGUCGGACGAUGCGAGUUGCCUUCCCCCGACCUGACAAGAGUACUCUGUCUUUUGCCUUCCAAGCAAUACUUUUGAAUAUAGACAUGUGAAAUGACGGAUUCAUAUGCCUGAUUAUUAAAAUUAAAGAGCUGAAUGUCAGCAGAGCUUUGUUUCUCCGUCGAGCAGUCUUGCGACGUGUUAAUUUUUUUUUCUCUUUGGAACUUUUUGCUAAAUUUUUAAGCAAAUACUGGACGGAGAAAUAUCUAUUUAAAACAUUUGAUAUUCAUUUUUGAAGUAUUUAAUGACGAAUCGCGCCGUGUGCGGAAAAUUUGAGGCUUAUACUUAUAAGUGUAAAUGUGUAGUAUUGUGUCUGUCCAUUUGUGUCGUGAAAACUGAAAAAGUAUUUCAUUGUACCGUCUGAAGUUCGCGUUUAAUAAAAUGUGUUCUUUC